This is a messenger RNA of Cantharellus anzutake, 1078 nucleotides long. RefSeq lists its product as uncharacterized. The record is from RefSeq and is a predicted model, not a curated record. The transcript has 2 exons. The coding region runs from base 430 to 1035 and encodes 201 amino acids. Lineage: Eukaryota; Fungi; Basidiomycota; Agaricomycetes; Cantharellales; Hydnaceae.
CGUCUUUUUCUCCCGAUGCCAGGGCUUUUGGCUCAUUCCCAUUUUCAGACGAGCUGUCGAAACUCCGCAAAGUCGAUGCUGAGUAUCACCACGUGAAGAGCAAGUCCGAAUGCCUCGAAACCACGCGGGAUGAGAUUCGCAGCUCAAUCCUCAAACACCUGAGGGAACCCAAGAACCGAUUUGUGUGGCUGCGUAGUUCACCCGGAACCGGGAAGACUGCGAUAUCCAUGGGUGUAGCCUCGACUCUUGGUAGCCAGGGUACCCUUGCUGCGUCCUUCUUCUGGGACAAGGAACGGGUCUUGAUUCUUUUUUUUUAGAGCGAUUUCCCUCCACCCUUGCUCUGCAGAUUGCGGCGUUCAAUGCCGAGUACAAGAGCUUCGGCAGCCAGCUUCAUUGAGCAGUACUCGGGGUUCUGCUACAGAGAAAGAGAUGACAGCCUGGAUCAUCCACCCUUUGCGCCAACUCGGGGAUAUCCUGUCCUCAAGGGGGGACCGCGCAGUGAUUGCUUUGGACGGAUUGGAUGAGUGUGGUGACCCGGAAACACUCAGAUCGUUGAUGAAGCUCAUCCUUCUGCUUGAUGAGCUACCUUCGACCUUUGCUGUGCUGGUCAGCUGUCAUCCCGAACCGCAAGUCAUUUCGGCUUGGGACCGGGCUGGAGCGCGGUAUCCGCCGAUUGUGAUUGCUCAUGAAGAUGCCGAUAGGAUUUCGAGGCAUGACACUUUCUACACCAUCCAUUGUAUGGUUGAGGAUGGGCUCCAAGAUUGUAUCGCAGACUCGCAGUGGAAACCAUCCAAUGAGGAUCUUGAUUCCUUCAUCACAGCUUGCCGAGGAUUGCCCAUUAUAGCCUCCAUCCGCAUCCUCAAGAGAAAACCGCUUUCAGUCCGAAUCUGGACUUCGCGUAUUGAGCUCGAAUACUUUCUGAAUCUCAUGGAUGCACCUGCGGAUCUCAACUCGGAGUAUUUUCGGAUACUGCGACGAGCAUAUAUGCCCCAUUCCUCAAACAUUUGUCCACAAGUAGUCAACGAAUUAUUGUAAGGUAGUGGCAAUGAUGGUUGCAGCAUGGCAGGAACUCAGCAUG